Lolium perenne is the source of this 4139-nucleotide messenger RNA. RefSeq names its product G-type lectin S-receptor-like serine/threonine-protein kinase At1g61430. The record is from RefSeq and is a predicted model, not a curated record. Lineage: Eukaryota; Viridiplantae; Streptophyta; Magnoliopsida; Poales; Poaceae. Gene Ontology annotation, molecular function: protein serine/threonine kinase activity; ATP binding. Gene Ontology annotation, cellular component: plasma membrane. Gene Ontology annotation, biological process: protein phosphorylation; recognition of pollen.
AAAGAAUGCCAAUGUACUGGCUUCCUGUAUAUGCCAUUCUUUUGUUUCUUUCUUGGCCUGUGCUUCUGUUCGCGUCUGACCACCGCCUUAUCCCUGGCAAGCCGCUCUUCCCUGGUAGUGUUCUUAUCUCCCAAGAUGGAGUGUUCGCGCUAGGUAUCUUCUCCACAUCAUCAAACCAUUCCUAUAUGGGAAUAUGGUACAACAGCAUCCCAGAGUUCACCGUGGUAUGGGUCUCCAACCGUGCUGCACCAAUCACGGAUCUUUCCUCUGCAAAUCUUGCCGUGACCAUCGGCUCCAACCUAGUCCUGUCUGACAGCAAUGGCUGUGUUCUUUGGACAACGCACAGCAGCAUCAGCGUCGUCAAUUCCUCCAUAUCAGCAGAAGCCAUGCUGGAUAACAGCGGGAACUUCAUCCUUCGAUCAUCGGCUGCUGGUAGCUCUGCCGUGCUAUGGCAGAGCUUCGACCACCCCACCAACACUCUCCUUCCCGGCAUGAAUCUUAGGCUCAGCCACAAGAUGCACCCACUGCAGCACCUCGUUUCUUGGAAAGGCCAGCAGGAUCCAUCCCCUGGCGAGUACUCCUACGGUGCAGACCCCGACAACUUCCUGCAGCGCUUCAUCUGGCACGGUUCAGCGCCACACUGGCGAAGCCCGGUGUGGACAAACUACCUCCUUCGUGUGAGCUACGACAUGGAUGGAAUCAAGUCUUCCAUGUACAUGCCAUUGCAUCAUGACGGCGACGAGGUGUACAUGUCCUUUGGCAAGCUGACUGGCUCCUUCGGUGUGCUUCUCAGGAUGGAGAUUGACUACUCAGGCAAGGUAAGUAUACUAGCCUGGGAGAGCAACAUGUCAGUAUGGAAAGCCCUAUACACAGAGAAUGAAGAACAUGAUUGCAGUAUUUAUGGCUAUUGUGGUCCCUAUGGUUACUGCAACAAUACAGAAGCAGUCCCAGGUACUUGCAAGUGCCUUGACGGUUUCGAGCCGAGAGAUGAUAAAGGCUGGAUCGCCCGAAGGUUCUCACAGGGAUGCCGCCGGAAGGAGGUGCUAAGGUGUACAACACAUGGAGAUGGUUUCUUGACCAUUCCGGGCAUGAAGGUCCCUGACAAGUUCAUCCAUAUCCGAAGUAGAAGCCUUGACGAGUGCAAGGAGGAAUGCAGGAGCAACUGCUCCUGUGUGGCAUAUGCUUACUCCAGCAUGAGCAACAUGGAUAUUGAUGGAGAUGCCACGAGGUGCCUGGUAUGGAUGGGAGAUUUGAUCGACAUGGAGAAGUUUACCCAAGGAGGGGAGAACCUCUAUGUUCGGGCUAACAGAUUAAGAGGUACCAAGAGAAAGAUCAACACCCUACAAAUUCUAUUAGCAGUUAUGUCAAGUUUGCUGAUGCUCACAUGCAUUGGGUUUAUUUGGAUCUGUGCCUUCAAAGGCAAUCAAGGAAGAAAGAAUUUGUGGAGAAGGCCGACUCCUGGAGAUACAAGCCCUUGUUAUGAGCUUGCUGAUAGGAAAACAGAAUUUCCACUUUUGAGCUUCAUAGAAAUUUCUGCUGCGACGAAUAAUUUCUCUGAAUUCAGCAUUCUAGGCCGAGGAGGGUUUGGCAAUGUUUAUAAGGCAAGAAUGCUUUCUACUUAUAAGUGGAUUACUAAUGGAAUAUGCAAUCCGUCUGAUUCAGUUGGACUUCAUUUUCAGGGAACGUUGGAAGAUGGUUCAGAAAUUGCUGUGAAGAGGCUCUCUGCAGGUUCUGUCCAAGGGAUAGUGGAGUUCAAAAAUGAAGUAGUUCUGAUUGCCAAAUUGCAACACAGAAACUUAGUCAAACUUCAAGGCUGCUGCAUUCAUAAAGAUGAAAAACUUUUGAUUUAUGAAUACCUACCUAACGGAAGUUUGGAUGCCUUCAUAUUCAAUGAUAAACGAAAAUCACUGCUCAACUGGCCCGCAAGAUUUAAAAUAAUCAAAGGUAUUGCCAGAGGCCUACUUUAUCUCCACCAAGAUUCCAGAUUGAUGAUGAUUCAUAGAGAUCUCAAAGCGGCCAACAUACUGUUGGAUACUCAGAUGAGCCCCAAGAUAUCUGAUUUUGGUACAGCUAGAAUCUUUGGUGUCAAUGAACAUCAAGAAUAUACCGAUCGAGUUGUUGGAACAUUUGGCUACAUGUCACCUGAAUAUGCAAUGAAAGGCAUCGUCUCUGUCAAAUCCGAUGUCUACAGCUUUGGUGUAUUACUUCUGGAGAUUGUGAGUGGCUUGAAGAUUGGCACCACAGGCCUAACCGAACGCUCGCAUAACCUUAUAGAUUAUGCGUGGAGCUUAUGGAAGGAUGGUAACAUGUUGAAUCUAGUCGACUCAUCAAUUGUUGAGGGUUGUUCUCUUGAUGAAGCUCUACGAUGCAUUCAUAUCGGACUCCUGUCAGCGCAGAACAACCCAAACGCUCGCCCACUCAUGUCUUGGGUGGUAUCAAGCCUGGAUAAUGAGGCCAUGGACCUGGGUUUAAAAUUUCGAUACCAAAAAUCUUCAGAACCCAACCAAAAUAUCCGAUACUUUGCAAAUUCUGCAAGUACCGGAAAUCAUUUUGGACUUGUUCAGUCCCGGUUUCAUCGAAUUUGAAUUUUUCUUUUACCCAAUUUGAAUUUGGUCUGAAUAAGUCCAAAAAUUCUGAGAUAAAUAUGUUUAUUGAACACAAUGAAAUUACCGAAAAAGAUUGGGAUAGGCUUUCCCCAGCCAAUACAUCUUGUAUGCUUUGCGCAUUUUUAUUACGGAACUGAUGGAGUAUGGGAAAGCCAUGUAAACGGUAUUUGUGAAAGGAAUAGCAUGUUCUCAUCAAGGUAAGGUGUUUUAUUGUCAACUGUAUUUAGCUCUACUAGGGUAGUCUAUUAAGGGAGUUGCAAUGAUGCCACGGAACUAGUGACCAUAUCUGUCAUGUAAGAAACUCUUUGUUGAAUGCCUGUCUUGUCAUUGAUUCACCGUGACGCCGAUAUCUUUAUGUACGCUUUUUGUGCUUCGCUAGACUGGGUGAGUGGUCACCAUCAGGAUUGUAAUUGUGCUUGUAUUAUCUUUACUAGUGUAUUAAAGAGAUGUUGAUGCGGAAAUAGCUAACGAAACUCGGGUACGCGCGAGGAUGAAAAGCCAUCCAAUUAAAGGCCACCACGUGUCUGACGGCACAUGUAUUUUAAUUAAGUAUAUGAUGUAUAUUUCCCGUAUCUAACGAAACGCAUACGGCAUUAACUCCCCUCUCCUCCUCCCGAGCAACUCCUCUAGCCCAUCCAUUCCCCACCUCCCGUUCCCACUUCCCACCACCACCUGCUGCCGCCGUCUCGCUCCAGCGCGCCUCAUGGCCGUCGUCAACGGAGUCCCCUUUUCAUCCUUGCCGUCCUCAAGCAUGUCGUUCAUAUGCUCACCCGCACGCGCCUCCUCGAGCUCUAGCACGCCUCCUGGCCGGCGGCAAUGCGGCGCUGCGGGCUAGCUCAAGCGGUGGAGGAGGGCUUCUAGGCCGAGCUAGCUCCGGUGGCGGAACGCCUCGGCAGGGCACAUCGGCCUUCAACGAUGAGUCGAGAUGUUGGUUGGCUGCAGUGGGGCUGGCGCCUAUCUCAAUCUAGCUGCGGUGGAUCCGAUCUCAAUCUGGCUACAGACUAAAUUUGCCAGAUUUCCGUCUUAAAAAUCCUCUCUUCUCUAAUCAAAGAUCUCUCUCCUCUGUUUGCUGCCCUGUCCACUUGGAUUUAUUCUAUUUUCUGUCCCGUUUUGCUGCAGAUUUGGAAAAUCAAUCCUAAAUUAGCAGCCUACCACCAAGAACUCCACUACAAGGCAAGGCAAGGAUUCCCUAAUCCAAUCGUUCUUUCUCGCCUGAGGCAUUUGGCUCACUCCACCACCAAAUCGGUCCUACACCGCAGCAGAUUACAACCUCGUAAUCAUCACCUGAGAAGAAGAAAUCGUUCAGGUCAAGUCCAUCUGCGCAUGGCACGAGCAGAUCUCAGCUGGCCACGAUUCAUAUACGCCACAAUUUUUUUAUGUAGGAUCUAGCCCAAUUAUCUUGAUCUGGUUUCCUUUAGCCCCGCGUGUUGGUUUUGUACACAGAUUCCUUCACCUCAUUCUGAUCUGGUAGAUAAUUAUGUUUUUUAUCAUAUGGACCGGAUUCAAAAGUAAGGAUUAGUGAAUAUGCUUUAA